AUGGCGACGAAAGCUCUUCGCAGGGCCCGAGAGGCGGCCGUCCUCAGGGCCGAUGAGACGCGCCGUGAGGAGACGACGGCUUGGUGCAACCGCGAUCUGGUGCCCAUGCCGCCGUCGCGACGAACCUGGGGCUGGUUCAACUUCUUUGGAGCUUCCGCGCUUGGCGCGCUCAACGUCGCGACAUGGCAGACACCCAACACUUUUCUGACGCAGGGUCUGUCGGUCGGCCAGGCCAUGAUGAUUAUCGUUGUAUCGCGAUUCUUCGUCUCGUUCUUCGCCUGUGUCGUCGCCUGGUGUGGCUUGACGUGGCACGUUGGCUUCACGGUCCAAAACAGAUUCACUUGGGGUUUGCGCGGAGCCUACAUUCCUCUUCUCCAGCGCGUGCUGCUGAACUUUAUUUGGACUGCUCUUCAGUGCUGGAAUGGUGGUAAGCUAGUCACUGUCUGCCUCACGGCACUCUGGCCUUCCUUUGGACGCAUGCGAAACACCUUGCCUUCGAGCAUGCCGACAACCACCCAAGAGAUGGUUGGCUUCAUUGUUUUCUGGGCCAUCUCCGUCCCCUUCCUCUUCAUCCGGCCGGAGCGAUUCAAGAAACCCUUCUUCUUGUCCAGUUUGGGCUGUGGCAUUGCCAUGAUCUCCAUGAUGAUUUGGGCGCUGUCCGUUGCGAAGGGUGUGGGACCGGUGUUUUACAAAGGCCAGAACGUCCCCGAGACCUCACGGUGGAGCGUUUCCUGGAUCAUCAUGGCUGGGCUGAACCAGGCCAUCGGCCAAAAGGUCGCUGGCAUGACCAACGAGAGUGACUUCUCUCGGUAUUCUGGCAGCUACUCUGCUUUCGUUAUCGGAACGGUCUCUUGCCAGUGGAUUGUCGGCAUCCUCGUCUCCCUUGGUGGCUUGGUGACCACGGCAGCGUGCCAGGUCAUCUAUGGCAAGAUCUGGUGGAACCCACCAGACCUGAUGAUGGUUAUGAUGGACCACGGCAAUGGAUCAUCGGGCGCCCGGGCCGGUUGCUUCUUCCUCGCUUUGGCCUUCACGUUUGCGGUCCUCUUCCAGAAUGUCUGCGGCAAUGCUGUCGCUGGAGGCAUUGACCUCGCUGGUAUAUUCCCGAGAUACAUCGACAUUCGACGAGGUGCCAUUAUCACACUGGUUGCCACAUGGAUCAUUCAGCCCUGGCAACUAAUCAACAGGGCUGCGACUUUCGUCUCGGUGCUCAGCUCCUUCUCUGUCUUCUUGUCGCCUCUCUUGGGCGUCAUGAUCUGCGACUACUUCUUCAUCCGGCACCAGAAGAUUAAGCUCAACCAUCUCUACCACCCCGAAGGGUCCGACUACUGGUUCAGCCACGGCUUCAACCUGCGCGUGAUCCCGGCCUGGAUCGCCGGGUGGGCGCCCACCAUCGGCGGCCUGGUCACCACCGUCGGCAACUACAAGUCCGCCCCCGACGCCCUCUUCCAGCUGUACUACACCGCCUUCUUCAGCGGCCUGUGCAUCUCCUUCACGCUCUUCUACGCCAUCAACUUCUUCUUCCCCAUCCAGGGCCGCGGCGAGUUCGACGCGUACGACGACUGGGCGACCUUCACGCCCGCGGAAGCUGCCAAGUUGGGCGUCGUCCCCCACGUCGACGCCGAGGAGCUGGCCCACAUCCCCAUGGGCGCUUCCGGGUACCGCCGGCCUGCGCCGCUCACCCAGAAGGAGAUGGAGCUGAGGGCAGAUGCACCGGUCAUCGAGGGGACUUCUGCCGAGCCGGCCCCCGCCAGGCGGUGGUGGAAGCUGGGCAAGAAUGGCGAUGCGUGA
Thyridium curvatum is the source of this 1788-nucleotide messenger RNA. RefSeq lists its product as uncharacterized. Gene Ontology annotation, biological process: nucleobase transport; transmembrane transport. NCBI's taxonomy places the organism in Eukaryota, Fungi, Ascomycota, Sordariomycetes, Thyridiales, Thyridiaceae. Gene Ontology annotation, cellular component: plasma membrane. The coding region runs from base 1 to 1788 and encodes 595 amino acids. The transcript is spliced from 5 exons. Gene Ontology annotation, molecular function: nucleobase transmembrane transporter activity. The record is from RefSeq and is a predicted model, not a curated record.